Molecule: messenger RNA, 627 nt
Organism: Mus musculus (house mouse)
Lineage: Eukaryota; Metazoa; Chordata; Mammalia; Rodentia; Muridae
Product: predicted gene 14428
Exons: 2
Source: RefSeq, a predicted model, not a curated record
AUGGACAGGCAUGAAAGAAGUUGUACUGCAGUGCAACCCUCUGAGUUUAUUCAAUGUGGUAAAGCCUUUGCAUAUCAGAGUCUUAGACAAAGGCAUGAAAGAACACAUAAUGGAGAGAAAGACUAUUACUGUAACCAAUGUGGUAAAAACUUUAUAAUAAGCAGUCAUCUCCAAAUACAUAAACGAAGAAAUACAGGAGAGAAACCCUAUGGUUGUAACCAAUGUGGUAAAACCUUUGCUGUAAGGAGUGACCUCCAAAUACAUAAGCGAACACAUACAGGAGAGAAACCCUAUGAUUGUAAACAGUGUGGUAAAGCUUUUAUAAGAAGGGGAGACCUCCAAAUUCAUAAGCGAAUACAUACAGGAGAGAAACCCUAUGAAUGUAACCACUAUGGUAAAGCCUUUGUAAUAAGCAGUCAUCUCCAAAUACAUAAGCGAAUACAUACAGGAGAGAAACCCUAUGAAUGUAAACAAUGUGGUAAAGCGUUUACAAAAAGCAGUAAUCUCCAAAUACAUAAGCGAACACAUACAGGAGGGAAACCCUAUGAAUGUAACCAAUGUGGUAAAGCUUUUAUACAUAGUGGUAACCUCAAAAGACAUGAAAGAACACAUACAGGAGAGAAACUC